CGCGUUGUCGAUAUCGAGAUCGCAUCUGAAUUUAAUACAGGCUCGACUUUCAAGAUGAUAAUAUAUAUACCUGUCUUCUGCGUGCGCUUCAAGUGGCUCUCGUGCAGAUAGCAGGACGUACCUACUUUAUUGUCAAUUUCCUUGUCAAUGAAAUUGUCCGCGAAUCGUCGCCGCGUUCGAGUGAUUCUCGUCAACUGCAAGGAUUCCUUUCGUUAUCCCGACUUUCGCGAUUCCCGGAGUGGUCGAUUCCGUUCAGGCUACGGCAUGUAUUCCAAUCGAUCGAGUAUCGAGACGCCAAUCUGCAUACGUUUCAUCCUGUUAUUCCUGAUCUUUCUGUCGACCAGAGUCGAGCGAAUCGAAGGUAGAAAAUGCGUGUGCACGAGCAAGGCCUGCAAGGAAGCCGGUGCCGACACGUGUGAGACCAAGUAUUCCUGUUACACGGAGUUGAUCUUGACCGGGAACCAAGAAUUCGGGGAAAAUACAACGACCAGAGGAUGCACGGAGGGUGCCACGCCAUUGUUGUGCGAGACAAAGUCCUGGGUCACGAGGUCGAAGUCGAGCGACAACGUGGACCGAUCGUCGGCUGCCUGGAUCCGUAUGCCCUGGCCCAGAUUGAAGUGUUGCGACAGCCACGACUACUGUAACGCCGAUCGCCGAGUAAACGUGUCGUCCACGUGGAUACACGACAAGGGGAGCACCGAUCCCGUCGAGCCCACUUUCGACUAUCCCGGUUCCUUUAAUGGGAUGUCGUCGAGCCGAGGCAUAAUGGGAUCGAUUCAGCCCGAUCCAGGGCCGAUUGCCGGAGGUCGGGAAUCGUCGGAUCAAUUCCUUCAGAAUCGCGUUAAGCCGCUGCACGUCGCGGCACUGGUCUUGGCGAUCGCUGCCCUGAUAUCGGUCCUAGCAGCCUGCUACGUUAUUACAAGGUUCCUGAAGACGAAUCCCUACACGGUCGGCAGCGUAGAAUAACCGUGGCUGCCACGCUCGUACUCCCCGCUAGAGAUCGAUGCUUUUCAAGGAUUUCUAACCAUCUCUCGUUGUCGGAUCGAAUA
Messenger RNA from Eufriesea mexicana, 1049 nucleotides. RefSeq lists its product as uncharacterized. The transcript has 6 exons. The record is from RefSeq and is a predicted model, not a curated record. Gene Ontology annotation, cellular component: membrane. Gene Ontology annotation, molecular function: transmembrane receptor protein serine/threonine kinase activity. The coding region runs from base 148 to 966 and encodes 272 amino acids. NCBI's taxonomy places the organism in Eukaryota, Metazoa, Arthropoda, Insecta, Hymenoptera, Apidae.